UCAUAUGAAGUUGGUGUCUGAUGUCUUAAAGGAAAGUCACUUCAUUGAUGCUGACUGGUUUGAGUUAGGAAUGGGAUUAAACCUACCUUAUCCUGGCCUGGCAAAUAUUAGCGCAAAAUUUACUGAUCCUUCUCGUUGUUUACUGGAGUGUUUGAGCUUGUGGUUGACUUCAGCUAAUAAUCAUACUUGGGAAUCAUUAGCUAGUGCACUUGAGAGAAUGAAUCAAAAACCAGCUGCUACACUCAUCCGUAAUACAUAUGAUGAUCCUGCUAGUCAGAUAUUCCAGCAUUACAGUGAUAGAAUAUCGCAAGUAUCUCUCACUGAUAGUUGUAUUCAGUUGUUAUAUACAGAAGGAUUAAUCACUGAGGAUACACAAAGGAAGAUUGAGAGAUGUGGUGGCUCAUUAAGUAAUACAUUAAGAGAAUUAAUGAUUGCAGUAUCUGAUGAUCACAGUAAGCUGAGGUCACUGGGAAAUAUAUUAAUGGAAUUAGAAGAAAGUAAACCUUUAGCUCAAAAUAUUAUUAAAGAUUGUGAUGAAAUAAUUGAUAGAUCAGUGACUACAGUUAUAGUUACACCAGUUACCAGUAGACUAAAUACAGUCAAUCAUUUACCUAGUCCAAAUGCAGCAGUAUCAACUUCAGCUUGUGAGUUCUUCUUCAAUGCAGCAUAUCAGCCUAUUUUUAGAGAGGUCAAAGGAAGCUUUGUUACUCUUUGUGAUGAGUUACUUUGA
Messenger RNA from Amphimedon queenslandica, 730 nucleotides. RefSeq lists its product as uncharacterized. Gene Ontology annotation, biological process: signal transduction. The transcript is spliced from 4 exons. NCBI's taxonomy places the organism in Eukaryota, Metazoa, Porifera, Demospongiae, Haplosclerida, Niphatidae. Bases 5 to 730 code for a protein of 241 amino acids. The record is from RefSeq and is a predicted model, not a curated record. Gene Ontology annotation, molecular function: protein binding.